UGAAGCUGUAUUCACACUCCCUAAUCUGGAUCCAUUGAUUGAUUGAUUGAUUAAAGGCUUCAAUGAGGGGGGAAAGUCACGCGAUCGCCAAUCACAGCCUGAGGUUUGGAACCGAUCUAACCCGAUUGGGGGGAUGAAGUUCGGCCUGAUUGAGGCCUCAUCCUGGUCACAUGUCAUCCUCUCCCUCUCCCUCUUUUCUCCCUCUUUGUGUGUCUUCCUACCACCCCUCUCUCAAUGUAGACGAAGACAUCGGAGAAGAUAUCAGACGAUCCCGGCAACAUGGUUGGCUCCGGCGUGGACAGAUCGUGGCUGUGCUACAGCCUCACAGCAGACACGUAAAAGAACGGCAGACUGGAGGAUACCUACGCUUCGUCAUCCAAUGCGAUGGUUUCACGGCAGCAGAUCACCGACCAGCUUCUCGCCGCAAAGACGCAAGCCGAGAAAGAGGGGCGGCAUGAAUUCGAUGAGAUUGUUGGCACCGUGUUCAACCUCGCUCAGCCCCUCUCCAUCACGGCUUUGUCCCAGCUGAUUGGACAGAGCAACGAUACUAUCAGAAACACCCUGCGUCCCUUGGAGCCCCUCAUCCUGGUCCCGGAUGGCCCUAACAGCUCCCUCCAAAUCGGACAGAACCCGCACUAUUGUCGGGUCUCCGAUGCGGGAGUCGAACCCCCCAUCUAC
Messenger RNA from Aspergillus campestris IBT 28561, 678 nucleotides. RefSeq lists its product as uncharacterized. The record is from RefSeq and is a predicted model, not a curated record. The transcript has 3 exons. NCBI's taxonomy places the organism in Eukaryota, Fungi, Ascomycota, Eurotiomycetes, Eurotiales, Aspergillaceae. The coding region runs from base 134 to 529 and encodes 131 amino acids.